AUGGAGAUGUCCCAUCAAGGAGGCGCGGAGGCCGAGAGUCUCCUGCGCCCUGAUCAGAGGAGUGCAGUAGUCAUGUCGCAGGGAACGCGUUCUGGACGCUGGGAUGUGGGGGAUAACGAAAAGUUGCCAUUCCUCCGCAAUGAACCGGUGAAGUUGACGCCCGCUUGGGAGGGUUCCAACCUUCCGAAUGACACCCUCAACUUGAAAGGUAUUGCUAUGGACUUGGCGCCACCGAAAGACAAAUGGAACCUCAUCUUCCUGACUCUGAUACUCCAUGGCUUGGGUACCCUGACCGCGUGGAAUAUGUUUAUAACUGCAAAGGAUUACUUUGUUGUGUACAAAUUGGCCAACGCGCCUUUCUACGCCAAGGGUUUCUUGCCUUAUGUCGGUUGGGCGUGUCAGACACCCAACCUACUGUUUAGCUGGUUCAACGUCUUCGUCAAGAUCGGUGGCAACUUGACCACGCGUAUCGUAUGGUCGCUGAUAAUGGAGGUGUUGGUGUUCGUGGUGACUGUGAUUUUGGCGAUGGUCGACAGCAGCGAAUGGCCCGUAACAUUCUUUUGGAUCACGCUCGUCUCCGUUUUUAUACUAAACGCAUUCAAUGCAGUGUUCCAAAAUUCCGUGUACGGUGUUGCAGCACGUCUACCGCCGCAAUACACGGGCGCGGUGGUCCUAGGUUCGAAUAUUUGCGGCACACUAGUUGUACUUCUCAACUGGCUCUCCGAAACCUUCACGACCAGCUACCGCACGUCGGCUAUAUACUACUUUAUAGCCGGAAUGUUCGUGUUACUGAUCUGCUUUGACACCUACUUCGCAUUGCCUUUGAAUAGAUUCUACCGCUACCAUGAAACACUUCAAGAAAGAACGAUGCGUGUGAAUCCGGCUUUAGCGGCGACAGCGAAUCAAAACGCGAGUCCUGCAAAACAACGCACUCCCUAUGGUACCAUCUUCAAGCAGUCUUGGGUUCAACUUUAUAAUGUGUUCAUCAUCUUCUUCGUUACUCUCGCUGUUUUUCCAGAGGUUCAUUCUAAUAUUGAGCCUAUAACACCAAAUUUCCUUGGACAUAAUUUCACAAAACUUACCUGCUUCCUCACUUUUAACCUCACAGCGAUGAUUGGGAAUCUAACAGCCAGUUGCUGGCAGUUUCCAAGCCCACGAUGGCUGUCCAUCUUCACGACAAUAAGACUGGUGUUUAUUCCACUGUUCCUGGUGUGCAACUUUAUCCCGGCGGAGAGAACUCUGCCAGUAUUGGUUAGGAAUGACUGGUUGUACUGGUUUUUGGCUGUAAUACUCGGCUGGAGCUCGGGCCAUGGCAGCUCUCUAGGCAUGAUGUAUGUUAGUGGAACUGUAGCUCCUGAGCACGCAUCCACAGCUGGCAUGAUUGGUGGAGCGAUGCUUGUCACGGGCAUAGUAGCUGGGAUCACAUUCUCGAGCAUCUGCAGAACCCUUGUAUCUUUAGAUGUUUGGAGGUCUCUCUAG
Messenger RNA from Parnassius mnemosyne (clouded apollo), 1479 nucleotides. Lineage: Eukaryota; Metazoa; Arthropoda; Insecta; Lepidoptera; Papilionidae. The record is from the annotation of a GenBank genome assembly.